This is a messenger RNA of Melitaea cinxia (Glanville fritillary), 2108 nucleotides long. RefSeq names its product general transcription factor IIH subunit 4 (gene mrn). NCBI's taxonomy places the organism in Eukaryota, Metazoa, Arthropoda, Insecta, Lepidoptera, Nymphalidae. The record is from RefSeq and is a predicted model, not a curated record. The transcript is spliced from 11 exons. Bases 145 to 1572 code for a protein of 475 amino acids. Gene Ontology annotation, cellular component: transcription factor TFIIH holo complex; transcription factor TFIIH core complex. Gene Ontology annotation, biological process: nucleotide-excision repair. Gene Ontology annotation, molecular function: ATPase activator activity; double-stranded DNA binding.
AUUUUACUAUUGUAUUGUAAAAUGUCAAUGUCAAUCCUGAGUGUAAUUUUGCUAACAGAAAUUAAGCUUAAAAAAUGUUUAUAUGAAACAAUAAAUAAAGAAAAGUGCUUUUUUGUUGUUUUUUGUUAUCUAUAAUAAGUAAAUAUGUCAGAGUCUUCAAAGAGUUCAAAGUCCUCGUCAAAUUUGAACCCAUCGCCUACAUUACAGUGUAAAGAUCUUCAUGAAUAUCUAAAAAGUCGGUCUCCACAGUUCUUAGAAACGUUGUACAAUUAUCCAACGAUAUGUUUAGCUGUUUACCGAGAACUACCAGAACUGGCGAGGCAUUUUGUAAUCCGACUACUGUUUGUGGAACAGCCAGUACCACAGGCAGUCGUCGCAUCGUGGGUGACACAGACACAUGCUAAAGAGCAAAGCAAAGCAUGUGAAGCGUUAUCAGAACUGUCAGUAUGGCAAGAAGCUCCUAUACCUGGUGGUCUACCUGGAUGGUUACUCUCUCAGUCUUUUAAGAAGAACCUCAAAGUGGCUUUACUUGGAGGUGGUCGGCCAUGGAGCAUGUCAUCAUCACUGGAGCCGGAUGGCAAGGCACGCGACAUAUCUUUCUUAGACGCGUAUGCAUUGGAGCGGUGGGAGUGUGUGUUACACUACAUGGUGGGAUCAGCACAGACCGAGGGUAUCAGUGCGGACGCCGUGCGCAUCCUGCUGCACGCAGGGCUCAUGACCAGAGAUGCAGAGGAUGGUACAGCAGUGAUAACAAGGGCAGGAUUCCAGUUCCUUCUCCUCAGCACCGCUAAACAAGUGUGGCUGUUCCUACAACACUACCUACACACGGCAGAGAAGCGAAGCCUGAGCGCUGCCGAGUGCCUCGCCUUCCUUUACCAGCUUAGUUUCAGCACGCUCGGAAAGGAUUACAGUACAGAGGGUAUGAGCAACAACAUGCUGGUAUUCUUGCAACAUUUAAGAGAAUUUGGUCUCGUCUACCAGAGGAAGCGUAAGGCCGGACGCUUCUACCCAACCCGCCUUGCUCUAAACAUCACGUGUGUGAAGGACGGCCUAGCGCCUCUAGAGACCGCCUCGCCCGGCUACAUCAUCGUCGAGACAAACUACCGCGUGUACGCCUACACGCAGACCAGCCUGCAGGUGGCGCUGCUGGGCCUGUUCACCGAGCUCAUCUACAGGUUUCCAGAUGUGGUGGUGGGCGUGCUCACACGGGAGUCAGUCCGCGCGGCGCUGCGCGGCGGCAUCUCGGCGCAGCAGAUCAUUCGCUACCUCGAGCAGCACUCGCACCCGCAGAUGCUGAAGUCAGAGACGGGCGGCAUCCGCACGACAUCAGUACUACCUCCCACUGUUGUAGACCAGAUACAGCUAUGGGAGAGUGAGAGAAACCGGUUCACAUAUACCGAGGGCAUCGUUUACAAUCAGUUUCUGUCUCAGGCGGAGUACGCCGUGCUGCGCGAGUACGCGGCGCGCGCCGGCUUCCUCACGUGGAGCAGCGAGCGCGCGCGCACGCUGGUGCUCACGCGCGCCGCGCACGACGACGUCAAGCGCUUCUGGAAGCGCUACUCCAAGAACUAGCACUCCCAGAACUAGCCGGCCGCUGUGGCGACUGGGCUGGCCCGGGCUGCUGGUCGCCGUCUGGUGCUGCUCGUGUUAUAGGCUACGGUAACCGCCUACCGUCGGUUUGGUUGUUAACCUGUUUGCUGACCUAGUCGUAAAAUGAGACGAUACUAUUUGUUGCACUGCGCCCUGGAACCGUCUCUUGUAGUAUAUGUAGUACACAAAUGACAUUAAUCCAAUUGAAAAAUUAAAAUGUGCUUAAUUUGCAGUCUUCGACAAUAUAAUGACGUUGUACUGCAGUAGACCUAAGUUUAUUAAAAAAUUUUAAAUGGCAACACUAUCGUCACUAAAAUUGGGUUACCACGUGUCAGUACCCCUUGGAAGUUUUACAUUAAAAAAAAAACAGAAUUAUUUAGUAUUAGUACAAACUGUAACUCAAAAUUCAAAAUAACUAAUUCAAAUGAUUGAACUGAAUAUUACAGUUUGUGUAUUUAAAUACUACUGCGUAAGACUGUUAAUUAUACAUAGUUGUAAAUAAAUAGUUUUUUGUAUAA